UGAGAAGCUAAGCUCAUUCAAAUCAAUUCAUCGUCACCGGCCUCUUAGUUUAUUAUAUAUUGCUAAGAAGAAUUUUAGAAGUGCAGUGGGGGCAUAAUGAAAUGGACAGUUACACUGCACUCCAACUUCAUGGAUUGCGUCGCUGAUUCAGGCGGCAAUAUUAAAGAUGCUACGGCAGGCGAAAUUUUGAGGCGCAUGCGCAUCCGUGAACCGGGAUUAGAAUUAACGGAGAGUCAAGUUAGAAGCCAUCUGCAGAAAAUUCGAAAUUUCAAGACAAAAGAACUAAAAAGGAUGAACACAAAGGCCAGAAUUCAUCAGCAGUACCUAAUGCAGACCAGUUUAUGGGGGACCAGAGCAGUCCUUGAUGAAUGGGGAUUUUUCUUAAGGGAAUGUGAUAAUUUGUACCGCUCAAGAUAUGACGACGACGACGACGACAACGAUAACGAUAUUUCAGAUUCAGAAAAUAAUAACCAGCAAGUUGAGAUUGACGGCGAUAAUAACGAGGAAUGGAAAACUUGGAUUGCAUCUCCGGAGAGAUCGGAGCUGGAUACAUGGAUGGAAAUGAUGAUGGAUGAUUACCCACCUAAAAUUUAA
Molecule: messenger RNA, 594 nt
Organism: Ipomoea triloba (trilobed morning glory)
Lineage: Eukaryota; Viridiplantae; Streptophyta; Magnoliopsida; Solanales; Convolvulaceae
Exons: 4
Coding region: 97-594 (165 amino acids)
Molecular function (GO): DNA binding
Source: RefSeq, a predicted model, not a curated record